Molecule: messenger RNA, 1378 nt
Organism: Seriola aureovittata
Lineage: Eukaryota; Metazoa; Chordata; Actinopteri; Carangiformes; Carangidae
Gene: ngrn
Product: neugrin, neurite outgrowth associated
Exons: 3
Coding region: 251-1219 (322 amino acids)
Cellular component (GO): nucleus
Source: RefSeq, a predicted model, not a curated record
CCUCGGGUGGGAAAAAAUAAAGCGUCUGCGCCAUAUGUUCGGAGGUUUUGGAUUUGAAGAAGUUUUUCCUUUUGUUGUAAAAUAACGGCGAAGCAGUGAAGUGAAUCCAGUGAGCGUUACAAGAAGAGGGAGGUCUGGUCUGUGAGUGGAUAGUUUGAUGUUAUCCUGACACUGGACUCACUCUAUAAACCUUCUCUCUGACAAAUCAAGCUAACGAUAUUGGCUACACAAGGCAGGACACAGAGUGAGCAUGGCCCGACCUCUGCAGGUCCUCUCCCUCCUGUCCAGGCUCGGUUCCCUGCCAGUGAAAACCACAAGCAGCUGUCGGUUUGCCAGCAGAGGUGCCAGCGGGGCGUGGAUGGGACAGAGCCAUGUGCGCAGAGACAGAGCCUCAAGAUACAGCGAUGAGAUGUCUGAGGAGGAAUUUGGACUGGAGGAUGUAGAGGAUGUAGAAGACAAGCUCCAGGCCUUGGAUGAUGAAGGGAGGAAGAGGCAGAAGACUGUGAAAUACCACAUACUGAGGAGGCAGAUGACUGCACCAGGAGCUCCACAGAGGAAACUAACCUGGGAUACUAUUGAGCAGAUCAGAUAUCUGAAGCAAGAGCAACCAGAGGAGUGGACAGUGGAGCGUCUGGCUCAGGGCUUCUCUGUCACCCCUGAUGUCAUCCUGCGGGUCCUCAGGAACAAAUUCGUCCCAUCUCCUGAAAGAAAAUCCAAGCAGGAUGCCAAAGUAAUGGCUGGACUGGGUCGGCAGAUGCUGCCUUCAGGUGCUGGGGCAGGGAAGGACAGACUGAAGCUGCCUUCAGGUGCUGGGGCAGGGAAGGACAGACUGAAACUGCCUGGUAACUGUGCACCAGCCAAACUCUCAUCUGGAAGUAGAGAAGGUGCUUUAAUCUCUGCAGCUGACCACACACCAAUGAUACGAGGAGAAGGCUCAGGGUCCCUGGCCACGAGUCCUGCCCCUGUUACUGUUCUGCCCCCCCAGGUCCCAGCUGGUGCCGGUAGAGCCGCCACAGUGACAAGAUCAACAGAAGAAGACAGAACUACCAACACAGCUGCGGCAGAGCAGGACACAGAGGAAGAGGAAAGCUGGGAUGGACAGGUGUUGACAGAAGAAGAACUUGAAAAGUUUAUGGAAAUGCAGAAGGCCGUUCCUCCUGUGGCGCAAGUUGGGAAUGAUUUCUUUGACACAGAGGGAAACUUCUUGUAUAGAAUCUAAGCACUUUUUGUUGAACUGUCAGUUAACAAUGUUUGAUGCUCAGGGUUGCCAAUAUUACACUUAUCAUAAUCAACUCAGCAACCUUUGGAACAGAUGAGUAGUGUACAGGCUACACACAGGAAAAACAAGUCUAACAAAUAAAAUAUAUUUUGUAUUGCA